UAUGGGGGUGUGUGAGUGGUUAGUGGGAGGUAUAUGAAGUAAAUGGGGUGUAUUUAUUAAAGGUGGUGGUGCGGCUGGUAAAGUAUAAAACAAAUUCAAAAUAGGAGUACAAAGUGUGUGAAGGGGUGCGAGAUUAGUAAUGGUGGAGGUGCGCGAGGAAGUAAAAAUGCACGGAAGCCCAACAGACAAAAACAAAGCGGGGGGUGCGGGAUCAUCAUAAAUGGAGGUGCGCGAAGUAGUUAUAAAGAAGCCCUAAAACAUCAAAAUGCAGGUGCAUGCAGUAUGGGUAGGGGUGUGUGAAGAAAAAGAAAUGGCAGACCCCUUUCUUUUUUCUUAAACGGAACCCUAAUUAAACUUAGUCUCUCCAUGGCAGCCCCCUUCCCUCGUCGUCACCAACCACAACGCUCAUGCCGCCACUGCAACUCCCACCACCGGCGAGGGACGACGCCGUCGACGCCAGUCACCAUCAGCGAUGUCGCCGGCGAGAACCUCGUUUCUUUCUCCUGCGCGCGAGGCUCCUUCGUCGCACCUCCGUAGCCAACCAAGACUUGCCGCCACCGUACCAGCCACCACGAUCGGGACACGCGAGCGCCAUGGAAGCUCGAACUCCGGCCUUCGUUGGCGUCACACCAGCGCCCACUCAUCCCAAUCCUUGCCUCUCUUCUUCCGCGAGAGAGAAAGGCGUCGUGACUCCCUCAACUCGCCACCAUCGUGCCGACCACACCGCGACCCGGUUCGAGAACGUCACGCGAUCACGUUCCACCGUCGACGAGCUUCGAAUCGCCGGCUUGGGUUAUUUCGGCGAAUUUGAGACGCGAGUGUUUGGUGUUUGGUGUACUGUGCGAGAUUGGUUGAUUUGUGGUGAAAAGUUGGGGUUGCGGCGUGAAGAAGAUGAUCGAGAGUAUGUGAACCUGCGGUUGAGCGUGUGGGUUUUGGUUUUUGGGUGUUUUGCUGAGUGUUGUAUAACAGCGACUCGAGAAUGAUGAACGAUGAAAUCUGAGUUGGUAGCAGUGGGCGUAUAUGUUGUUUUUGGUUUUUAUGCAGGUGAGUGAUGAAAGUGAACGAACAAGACGACAGUUGGGAGUUGGGAGUGUGUACUGUUUGCAGGUUGAAAGUGAUGGAAGAAUGAUGAAGAAAGAUUGGUCUUGGAUGAAGGUACGAAUCUGGAGAUGAAAGCCAAGCUCAUAGCUCAUUCGUGUGCGAGAAUAUGAACGAGAAGAUGGUGAAAACAGGUCCUAGAAAUGUUCACAGCUUUGGCUAUUUCAUUGGAUAUGGAAAAUGACGAGGACCAGUGCAUGAUGAUGCUGUUUUUUUAUUGAAGUUGUGUUGUGAUAGAUGAAGUUAGAUACUUAAAGCAUGUUUCGUUUUCUGGCACUUAACAAACGACGCAAGCAAACAUACUAUGAAACUCGACAAACCCAACAACAUGCGCACAUCAUUUCACACAAGUAUUUCUAUGUUGAGGACGAAAAACACCAAGACAACAUAUUCAUUGAAUUAUUCAAGAUAGAGUUCUUACCUAUUGCAGCCCCUACCAGAGUUGAGUUGGUGGCUUCAAGUCUUUUCUCUUUUCUUCCCUUGGCUCGCUUCCCCCCUGUUCUUCUCCUCUUUUCUCCUUUUUUCCCUGUUCUUUUCUGAUGUUUUCUUUUUUCUUGUGUGUAGGUCGUGACCAAAAUGCUUAGAGAAGGAGUGGAGUGUGGUUCUUCUCCCCGUCAGUUGGUGGUGUUCAUGAUUUUUUUCUGAAGUGAAGGUUUUUGCAUGAUAUUAUGAUCUCCUGGUGCAGAGAAAACGUGCUGGAAGAGGGAAAGAUUGAUGAUUCAUGUUGGGUGGUUGCGUGUGUUGAUUCUUGAGGGAAUUCCCAAUAUCGAAGAAGAGAACCCCACCCCAUUGAUCGAAACGAAGGAUGUGUAUGAAGAUAAGCGCAUGAAACCGAGGACUAAUGCAUGAAAUCAACGUGGAGAGGUGACAAUGUAAGAGAGGGUUGCAGAGGGUAGGUUGCGUUGGUGCAGAAAAAAA
Molecule: messenger RNA, 2016 nt
Organism: Vigna unguiculata (cowpea)
Lineage: Eukaryota; Viridiplantae; Streptophyta; Magnoliopsida; Fabales; Fabaceae
Source: RefSeq, a predicted model, not a curated record